UGGCCGAGAGAGGGCGCCCGCGCUGCGCAGCCAGCUGGAGAGCGCAAACCUCAAGCAGGGGAAGGCACGGGGUGUCCAUUGAGUUUGUAGUGAUAAAGCCUGUUUCGUGACCCAAAUAAUUCCCUCCCCCCUCAUCCCUCUUAUAAGGAGAAAAAGGGUUAGGAUUAUCUUGCUGGGCUAUAUUGCUGUCCCACCGUAUUUUUGAUUUUUUUUUCCCCCUCCCAUUAUAAACGCACAAGUGAGGACGGGGGAAGGCUAAAAAGCUGCAUAUUUUUGUCUUCUGAUUGCAAAGCACUAGGCUCUCUGGCCCUAACCCGAAAGGGGUUUCCAGUCAUCAUCGGGAUAAAAUACUUCGAGUGUUUAUGAAUAUGCCUACACACAAUCCAAAGCACGCCAGAGCACCUUUCAAAAGUAACGUGUGCGCCCUCACGGGGUACAAGAACCCAACCCUAUCUCCCUUGAAAAGCUGGAAGUUGGGGUCCUCCCAACCGGCGAGCGUUUUCACGUCUUGGGGCAGCCGGCGCCCUCGGUUUCCACGGGGUGCUAUCCACAGCUCAAGCAUAGUUUACUCGUCUGUCCUCAGUAAUACAACCAAACCCUGCAGAGUGAAAAGAAACUUUCAGCGGAAACGAAACAGAAACUGAAGGAGCCCGAAGAAGGUGACCAACAACAUUCACAGAGAACGCGCUCCACUAUUCCCAGUAGGAAAAACCACGGGGGAAAGAGACGUCGCGACGUGACGCGACGCGAGGUUUUUUCUACCCGUCUCUUAUUUGAAGCGAGCGCGCGGGAGGCCGUUUGGGGAGGGAGCUAGAGGCGAGACGGCGUCGGAGUCUGCGCAAUUGAUCGUGGAAGGCAGCGGCGAUCGCCCGCGUUCCUCGUACUGCGCAGGCGUGGCGAUUUUUCGAUUUCGCUGUCUGGGUUCUGCUCGGGGGAUCUUGCGGCUCUCCCGGCGGCCGUGCAGGGAGAUGGAGUGGUCUGUGAGAGACCGGCAGGGGCAGCGGCUUCUCCCGGGGGCCCCUUCUGGUGGUGCCCGUGCUCCUCCUCCUUCUCCCGCCCGUGAAAAUGGUCAGAGACUAUAUGAAUGUCCAAUGUGUCAGCUUGUUUGUGAUAACUAUCCAGUUCUGCAGGAACAUGUUGAACUGCACUUAGAGGAAUGCAGCUUUUUAGAAGGAAGACACUUGAGUGACUUAGAAUUAGCACAACAUCUCCAAGAUGAGGAAGAUAGGAAAAGAAGAGAAGCAGCAGCAAGACAAGAAAAAGAAGAUUUCCAAAAGCUACAGAGACAAUACGGCUUGGAUGGCUCUGGAGGGUAUAAGCAGCAGUCUCUAAAGUACAUGGAAAAGGAAGUGGCUUUUGGAAAAAUGCAACCAUCUGAAUAUCACAGGAGAAAGGCUGAUAUGAUGGAAUCUCUGGCUUUUGGCACUGAUGAUGGAAAGACAAGAACUUCAGGAAUUACUGAAGCUCUGUGCCAGUACUAUCAAAAUGAAUGUAAAGACGUAAAACAUGUGUGGCUUUCUACAGGAGUGGAUCACUUCCAUUGUUCUUCAGGAGACAAAGGCUGGGGCUGCGGUUAUCGGAACUUUCAAAUGCUGCUUUCUUCUCUCUUGAGAAACAGCCUCUAUAAAGACAGCUUAAAGGGAAAUACAUCAAUUCCUUGCAUCCCCAAAAUUCAGUCAUCAAUUGAAGAUGCCUGGAAAGAAGGUUUUGAUCCUCAAGGGGCGUCUCACUUCAAUGGCAGAUUACAGGGUACUAAAGCAUGGAUAGGAGCAUGUGAAAUUUAUUCACUGUUAACUUCUCUCAGUUUAAAGUGUCAAAUUAUUGAUUUUCACCAGCCAACUGGCCCUGCAGGAACACACCCUCGUUUGUUUGACUGGAUUCUGAACUAUUAUUCUUCUGAUAAGGAGAGUAGUGCAAAAGUUGUAUGUACCUCUAGACCGCCUAUCUACCUUCAGCACCAAGGUCAUAGCCGUACUAUCAUUGGGAUAGAAGAAAGAAAGAACAAAAAUUUGUGUCUGCUAGUAUUUGAUCCAGGGUGCUCCUCACAAGAAAUGCAAAAAAUGUUUAAAGGCAUUGAUGGGAACAGUCUCAGAUUACUUCGAAGAUUUCUGGGCAAUUUAAAACAUAAACAAUACCAAAUAGUGGCCAUAGAUGGAGUACUGUCAGAAGAGGAAAAAGUUGUUCAAAGGCAAGCUUCUCAACUCUUCACAGCUCAAAGGAUUCCUUGAAAUUAAAAAUUGAAAAUGACAGCAACAGAAAAGACCAAAGGAAGGAUUUCUGCUUUAAAUGUCUACUCUCUUUAGUAGUGUAUGUAAUAUCGUUUUAAUUAUGUACAAAUAAAUAUUUUGGGGGAAAGUCUCUAUAAUUCCUUUCUCUUGCACUAGAUUAUGGUGAGUACAACAAAAUGUCCUAAAUUAUCCAGUUAUUACUGAAUAAUUUUGAAAUUUGCUAAGGUUGAAACACGAAAUUUAGGCUAGUACUUUCAGUGUUUUCAAGAGAAAAACUAAUCAAACUACAAUAACAACAACCUAAUGAAGAUUUUUUGCUACCUUAGUUAGAAGUAUCACUCCUGUAACUGAAUGCAGCUGCAUUCUAAAUAUAUCCACGGUAAAAAGAAUUAUUUUAACUACUGUUAUUUCCAAGGAAACAUACUUUUAAGUUAGGCCACAAAACAAACACGAAAAAUGCCUCCCACUUGUGGGCAUGACAGACAGCAGGCUCUGCUACUCUAGUAACUGUAGCAGCGGAAAUGUAAUUGGCUUACUCCGUUGGGUGGGCUGUCUUUUGUUCCUCCUAUGGUUAAUAAAUCCUUUUAAGAGGAUGAAGAUUUGGUGGAUAUGUUUUUUUCUGGCGACCAUAAAUGAACUGGAGUUCAUGGUGAGGGUCCUCUGCUUCUAUAAUCCAUCCACUCAGAUGUCCGGGGCAUCCCAUAUUUUCCUGCUGAUUUGGCUUUUUAUUUUCCACAAAAAAAUUAAAACAAAAUUCUUAAAGAGGAAAAGACAACACACAGUUGUUUUAGGUGUGUUAGAAGCUUUCCAUCUGAAAACACUUGUGAAAGACAUAUAUCUGGCAAAGCAUCAUCUUAAUUCCUUACCUGCAGCUAAGAAAGAUAAUGAAAAGGCAGGAUGAGGGAAAGCAAGUGUGAACCAACUCUUUCUCUAACAGCAAUGCUAAAUUACUACUGUUUUCUCCAAAAGCAGAAGAAAUGUUGGGGAGAUACUGACUCAUUGACAGCCAAGAAUAAUUGAAAUGUCUGCGCGCGUCUAAAUCUAAUGUUAUUUAAGUAAAAGACAAUUGGAAUAAAAGUUUCAAGCAACACCA
Molecule: messenger RNA, 3321 nt
Organism: Pogona vitticeps (central bearded dragon)
Lineage: Eukaryota; Metazoa; Chordata; Lepidosauria; Squamata; Agamidae
Gene: ZUP1
Product: zinc finger containing ubiquitin peptidase 1
Molecular function (GO): ubiquitin-like protein peptidase activity
Source: RefSeq, a predicted model, not a curated record